Drosophila montana is the source of this 4707-nucleotide messenger RNA. It is a transcript of the gene Patr-1, whose product is annotated as Protein associated with topo II related - 1. Gene Ontology annotation, biological process: deadenylation-dependent decapping of nuclear-transcribed mRNA; P-body assembly. The transcript has 5 exons. Gene Ontology annotation, molecular function: RNA binding. The coding region runs from base 113 to 2926 and encodes 937 amino acids. The record is from RefSeq and is a predicted model, not a curated record. Lineage: Eukaryota; Metazoa; Arthropoda; Insecta; Diptera; Drosophilidae. Gene Ontology annotation, cellular component: P-body.
GGAUGUGGCCUGUGGAUGAUGUGGAUUCCAUUCAACUUCUUCUUCUCAACUUAACCAUUCAUGGUGACUGACAAGUCAUGAUAAUUUUUUAUAAAACAAAUAGUUUUUCGCAAUGGACGAUUCGUUUUUCGGGUUUGAUACAACUACAAGUGUACCGGAUGAAGAUGGCAGUGACGGACGAAUUGCAGAGCCUCCGGAAGAAGAGUACGACGCUCUUAACGAUGAAACGUUUGGCUCGGCUAUAAAUGGCGACUGGGAAGAAGCCCACGAAACGCUUGUCCUACUCGGAGGCAACGGCGAAAAAGCUCGCAAAGGGACAGACUUCACAGAUCACAGCCAGAGCGGCAAUGGCGCUUUCCAGAGUCAGCGUCAGCACAUGCACCUGCGUGGGUUUCAAAGCGGAAGCAUUGACGACUCGGACUUGGAACUAAAUCUGUCGUCCAUGAAAUUGGAUGACGUUGAUGUAAGUUCGUUCGGAGAAAGCGAUGGAAACAACCGCAUCAACUUGGACUCGGGCGUUUGGACAACUCAUCCCCCUUUUCCAAUACCGAACAAUCAACAGCUUUUUCGAGAUAACUUUCGCAGCGCAUUUAAAUCCCAACCGCAAGCAACCACAAACACAGGAACACAAAUGAAGCCAUUAAAUGAGUCAAAUGCCAAUUUUGGAUUACCGCCCAUGCCACCACCCGCGUCGGCUAAAAUCUCGACUCUUGAAGACAUUGAACGGAAUCUUAUCAUUCAACAGGCAAUACCCAAACAACAGAUACAUCAGCAGGUGCAACCUUUGCACCAACAGGACUUCAGUCUGGGCAAUCGACAGCAUGUGGUGGUAACGCCAACAAUAUCCCAACAUCAGCAACAGCUACAAAAGCCACUGCAGCACAAGGCACCUCCUGGAUUUUUGUCCACGCCACAAACACCGCCACCAAGGCAAAAUGUUGGAUUUCAUGGUCCCCACCCGCUGGGUGGCGCCGGCCCAAUUCCGGCAGCCGGCGCAGGUCUAAUGCCGACGCCCCAUUCACAACAGCACCAACAGUUAAACGGAAUCAGUGGAAAUCGUGUUCCGCCUGGGUUCAUAUAUCCAACUGGCCUGGCUACGAACCUGCCGCAACACCCAUUGCUGCAACAGCAUGUCUUGCCGCCCAGUUUUCCCCGUCCACUGCCAAACCCACUUUUGCCCACGGCGCUCAACAAUUUUGCCAUGCAUCCGAGCUUUAAUGCGAUGCGCGCCGUUGGCAUGCACCCGGCGGCCUUUAUGCAGCCUAUUCCGCCGCCACGUCUGCCGCCACACAAUCUGCUCAAUCAGCAACCCAACUCUAUGUAUAACAUGUUUAAUAUGCGCCUUGUGCAGGAAAUUCAGCAGAACCAUCCGCUUCUUCAGAACGCAGCUGUUGCGCGUCAACAGCAGCAAAGUCGUGCUGGCGACCGCCAAAAGCAGCAGCAGCUGCCCCAACAGCUGCAGCAACAACAGCAACUAAAUCGUUAUGGCGGCAAUCUUCCUCAGGAGGAGUUUGAUGAGUACGCCAAUCUGAUGAGUACGCGCGAUAAGCACUGGCUCAUCGGAAUUCAGUUAUCACAGUUAAACACUGACACACCAUAUAUUGACGACUACUACUACACGGUGCACAGGGAGCGCAGAAACGGUCAAGUGCGUCACAGUCAGGCACAUAAGGACAACCAGUUGAACCAUCCACUAACACAGCCGCGGGGCCAUGCGCAGUUAAUAUUGGUUCAGUUAGGCAACAAAAAUGGCUCACGCAAUGGCCAGCAACAUCGCGAGAGACGAAAUUCGGACAACGCGAACAGUAGCAACACUAGCGGCGUCACAAAUAGUAGUAACAACAGCAAUGCUCUGCCGGGAUAUAUCUUUUCGCCUUUAAAGUUCGAGAAUUCGCUGGGAAAGCUACAAUACGGAAGUGUUACAGCGCCCCGCAAAAUUAUUGAUGCUGAUAUCAUGGGUAGCGAUGUAAGUCCAGUGGAUAAUGCCUUGUCGUUAUCAUCAACAACUGGGCAAAAUAACGAUAAAACCAAUGAAUAUCAAAACGAAGUGGUCCUGGUGCCGAGCAGCAUGCGUAAAUCUCGACAUAUUCUGCUACACAUAGAGACCCUGUAUCGAUACCUGCUUAAACUAGAGGACCUGGAUAGUCCCGAGGUUAUGGCGACUAUUGUUUUAAAGAAGAAGAAGGAAAGCGAACGCAUUGCCGCUGUAGAACAACUAGAAAUGGCUAAUAAAACGGCCGAAGAGCGUGAGGCUGAUGCAGCUAAUCCGCAAACGAUGAAUCCAGCGCUCAAAAAUAAAUUCAACUAUGAAAUCGAGCCGCGCAAGGUUUUAGUGAACAAACUGAAAUCCGGCCUCACCUUUAAUAAAGUUGUAUCCAUGAUGAACGUGCGCAAGGGCAAGAUACUUUUACGCCGCAUCAUGCCCUUUAUUGCUGAUCAGACAAUACGCUGGACCGUUUGGAGUGGAGUUUUCUGUUCACUGCAAAAUGUCGUUAAGAAAGAUCGUGAAGACGUGGAGGGUGCGCUUUAUGCGCUUUAUCCGGAGUUCAGAAAGCAUAUACACGAAGCAAAUUUGGAAACAAUUAUCAACAUUUCGGUUGCGUUUACAUUGAAUGACAAAAAGAUGUCGGGCAUUUUCUGUAGUCGCUUUGGCAUUCUUUCGCUCGUCGGAUUAAUAAUACGGGUCGAGGCGAUUUACAUUUCGGGCAUUGAUGCAACGCUUACUGAGGAUAACCGACAAAAAUGGCGGGAGUUUCUCGCACAGGUUGCUUCCUGCCUUAAUCGCACCAUACAAAAUCAAACCAUCUCAGCGGCAAUUGAGUCAGAUGCCAUUCAGCCAAUGAUGAAUCAUUUUGCACGUUUCAAAGACUUGAAACUCGAUGCGCUUUUGGCUUUAAUUACAGAGGCCAAACAUCAAAUUAAUUAAACGAAGGCAUUAUUUCAUUUCAAUUGAUUUUGUAAUUGAAAAGUUAUAUAUUCCUUGUAUUAGGUCUGUCAUUAAUGUUGGGUUAUUCAGCAGUUAAUAUAUGUAUGAAUUAUGUAUCUACAUAUACAUUUGUGUUGUGUUUAAUUUAACAUAUACAUAAUACACGCGCACAAUUUGUAAAAGAAAUGCAUGGAUACACCAAGUACAUAUAUAAAUAAACAUGCACAUGAUAUACAUUAUACAUGUACAUUUAUCACAAGCAGGGCUCAUACAAACAAUACUUCAACGACACAAAAAAAUGUGAAUCAUGUAAACAAAUUCAAAAUCUGUUUUUUCAUCGAUAGUAAUAUGCCCCUUAAAAAAUCAAAAUACUUAUGGCAUCAAACAUUUUGCUCAUUGUAUAUAUGCCAUUCUGUAUUUAAUAGUGAAUACAUGUCGACAGCUAUAUUUUAUUGAGGUUUAUAAUAUUGUACUAUUCUCUUUUAUUUUAACUUGUUUGAUUGGCUUACAUAUUUUAUUUACAUUUCCAUUAAGUAAAUUUGUGCGUAAUUAAAAAUUGAAUAGAAUUAAAAUUGUUUCCAAUGCACAUUUAUUUAUUGAUAUACAUUUAUAAAGCAUAACAAAUUAACAUUAGAGUGAUUUAAAGAAUCCAAUUUAUUUUUUGUCCAUUUACAUUAACAAUUUCCUAUGAAGUUUCGGUAGUUUGUAAAUAUCCAGCUUAUACAUCCACUCGAAACAUAUUAGGCGAUGUGGGUUUUUGAAAUCAAAUUUGUCUCACAUACGCACUUUUUUUAAAUAUGAAAAAAAAACUGACGUUUCUAAUACAAGAAUAUUCAAAAUUGUGAUACAUUUUGUGUAUUUUUAAACUAAACUUAAUAGAAAAGAAAGUGCAGUCAGCACAGCAGAAGUGUUUUAUUGCUCAUUUAUGUUUUAUAGAAAUAAAAUAAACAAAAAGCAAUUUGUGAGAUUCCAAACAAAAUUUGUAAAUUAUCUUUGUUUAAUGUAUUCAAUAAUGUAACCGGUUACCGCGAUUAAUAAGUUGUAUGUUGUCUUUUUCGCAUAAGUUUCAAUUUAUUAGUGCUCUUUGUUUAAAUUUAAAAACAAGAUAUUUUCAAAAAAACCGAAAUUGUCGGCUUUUUCACAAUUAAAUUACAGUUUAAAGUUGAUAGAUCUUGAAUGGGAUAUAUUACAUAUACUACAGCAGGUAUAUGUUGUGUUUAUUAAGGUAUUUAAAGCACUUUAACUUUUGGCAUUACACAUUUUUUUAAUGUUUUUAAAACCAAAAAUUAAACAGAACAAUGUACUUGACUUGGAAUAAUAAUAAAAACAACAUGGCCCACACAUAAUAGAUUAAUAUUUAUUUCAAAUCAUUUGAUUUUUUUUGAGUAGUGUAAUGGAAAAUUAUUAAGAAGAUUUCUAAAAUUGUGAAAACAAAAUAGUUUGUAAUAAUCUCUUUUUUACUUUCAUGACAUUUGUGUGAAUUAUUAAAAAAUAUUUAAAAAUCUAAAAUGACAUGGUAUUUAAAAUAAGAGAGUCUCAGUCGGGAGUGCCCGACUAGAAGAUAACCCAAGCCUAGCGCAGAGACGUCAUUACAAACAUUAUUCUCCUCCCAAAAAUAUAAGCACAACAGUGCUUUAGUCGAGACUGUCCAACUCGGAGAUACCCUGAAUCCAAAGCUACCCUCCAUUUAAACCUACAUAUUUACACACUCAAUACACAGUGCUAUUGUAAUGUUUCCCUUUGCCCCAAACUAUAACCAAUAAAUUCUUUAAUAACUUCUA